GACUGUUUGUUAGAAGUCAAUGUAUUCACUGUGAAAUAUUUGUCUUAUGUUUGCCUAAAAGGUGGCCUUUCCUUCUCCUCUCUAAGCUGUUCGCCCUCCAUUUCAAUCCCCCCAAUUUUUAAUCUUGAUCAGAAUCAGGGAAUCAGAUACAAAUAUUUUGAUUGCCAUUGCGUUUCGUGACAGUUGCUCCAUUUGAGAGUUAAAUAAAUGUACAUUUAAAAAAUGUGUAUAUUUAUAAAAGCAAUAAAAAGAUGAAACAGAAUUAAUAUAUCAAUAGAAACAUUAGAAAUUAAUUAUUGCUCUACAAUCUAUUUCCGUAAUUUCCGGACUAUAAGCCGCUACUUUUUUCCCACGCUUUGAACCUCGCGGCUUAUACAAUGACGUGGCUAAUUUAUGGAUUUUUCCCGCUUUCACAAGCUUCAUGCCGCCAAAAUGGGAUUUUGAAAAAAAAUUGAGCACCGUCACGUAAUGCGACGUAAAUCGAGCGUGCUCAAACUUCCCAUCAUUCUGAUUAUGGUAGUCAUUUUGUCACCCUCAUCAUGGCAAAAACACGGAGAAAUGCAUAUGAUGCAGCUUUCAAGUUGAAGCGAAUCAUCAGUCACGCUGAAAACAACUGGGCAUGAAAAAACGCACUUCACCUGUGUUCUGAGCUGCACGGCAUCGGGAGAAAAGCUUCCACCGAUGUUGAUUUUUAAACGCAUGACGAUGCCAAAAGAAAAAUUCGCGAGAGGAAUUGUUGUGAAAGUCAACAAGAAAGGAUGGGUGACGGAAGGCCUAAUGCAUGAAUGGCAUACGGAGUGUUACGGCAAGCGACCGGGAGGAUUCUUUCACAAGAACAAGGCUUUGCUCGUGUUGGACAGCAUGAGGGCCCACAUAACAGAUUCUGUGAAAGAAGCCAUCAAGAGGACAAACUCAAUUCCAGCUGUGAUUCCUGGGGGCACAACAAAGUAUUUGCAGCCACUCGACAUCAGUAUAAAUCUAGCAUUUAAGGUGGCGCUCCGUGUUCAGUGGGAGGCUUGGAUGACAAGUGGGGAGAAAUCCUUCACUAAAACGGGCCGCAUGCGAAGAGCAACUUAUGGUCAAGUCUGCCAGUGGGUCCUGACAGCGUGGAGCAUUUUCAAAAAAUCCACUAUCAACGGGUUUCGAAAGGCUGGACUGCUGCGUGUUGAAGAGGGCAGCAUGAGCUCAGCGGGGAAUUUGCCUCCGGAUGAAAGUGAAGAGAGCGACAAUGAGGACGAUCCAACAUCGGAUGAAGCAAUUCUGAGGCUAUUCAACUCCGACACCGAAGGAGAUGACUUCAGUGGUUUCAGUGCACAUGAGGAGGAAGAUAAUGACCAAUGACUUUCUUGCCUCGGUGGAGAGAAACAUGAAAGUCCCAGUUAGCAGCAUCGAUGUUGGAGGACGGCAUGAAAAGAGGGAAGAGGAUCUAAAGGAAGACGUUCUGGAUGCAGAUGUGGAGGAGAUAAAAGAUCGAGUGCUUCAAAGGUCAUCGUCUCCUGAACUGGAACUAGCCACCCCCCCCUCUGAAGACAGAGUGGACUGUCCCAUCUGUCAGAGCUCCUUCCCGCUGACGAAGAUCGAGAGGCACGCUGCGUACUGCAACGGAGAGGUGGCCGAGGGAAAGCCUGAAAAAGACUGUUUCCAAGUGUCAUUGAAGCCUCGUAGGAAGAGAACAAGGUUAGCAGAGGGGAGUUCUGCGAAGACCGGAGAACCCUCAAACACUGGCAAGUUCAUCAAAGAGAAAUGUUACAUCUGUCAGAAAGCUGUUCCCCUGAGGGACUACAGCCGACACACAGAGCUCUGCAUCCAGAGGCAAUCGUCAAAUCAUCAAUCGAAUGCAGCAAAGGGAAAUCUUCUGUCGGCCCUGGAGCAAACGGAAUGCAGAGAUUCAGAGGCCGUGCCGUCUGGAUCCAAACCCCCACAGAGCGAAGUCAUAGACCUGCGGGAUGAUGAUGAAGUGGAAGAGGACAGUGUUUCAGUGCUCAGGAUCAGUAACUCUCCUAUCAGAUCCUUCACUCCCAUCUCAGAGGCCACCGGCUGCCUUAUCGACUUCAGAAAACAGCAUCGAGGGAAGAUGCCGCGACAAAAACGAAAAUGAGGGUGACCUGCUGACUGAAAAACAACUGGAAACCAGAGCCUUAAUUUAAAACCCCAUCAGGUUGGAUGUGGAUUACGUGAUUAAAACUUCCUGAUGUCACAUAUUUAUGCAGGUAAACAAGUACAAACUGAGCAUUUGGAUGACUGAUUGUGAUUAUUUUUGUGCCACUAAAUGUUAUGUUUUUUUAAUGUUAAAGGUGAUUCAGACUACCUCUUUGAAUUAAAAUAUUUCCCUUUGAGUUUUUUGGUAUGUAUGACCUAACAGUAUGAUUUUAGACUACAUCACAGUGUCCAAACCUUCUGAGUGUUAAUCAGAUUUCCAAAAACAUCAUUUUACUGGCCUAAUCUGCUGAUAUUUUCUCUGAAACUAAAUAAUUGUUUGUAGCCAUGUGAGGCCACCAUCUGUCUUUUGUUACACCAAUUUUGUCAAAAUAUCUCAACAACUAUUUGAUGGACUGCCAUUAAACUUUGUAAAUGUUUUUCACAAGAUCAAUUCUACUAUUGAUGAUCUUCUGAAGCUAUCUCUAGCGCCACCUGCAGGUCAAACACUGAAGUGUAUGACAACAUUCAAAAUGUUAGCAUGCUUGCUGUCUUGGGCCCUGUUAAAUGCUAAUGUUAGCAUGUAAAUGUACUAAAUUGUAAUCAUGCUAAUAAUACAUUUGAAAAAUUAGCAUGUUGCUCCAAAAUAAUUCACAAAAAUUUGAUUUGGAUAUUUACCUGCUGACUACACAAAAGCUAACAGUAAGCUAAUGCAACAUUAUAAUGUUUUACCCCGACUUCAGAUCUUUAAUUCACAUUUGAUGGAUUGAUGGAGAACACUUCCCUGCAGAGAUUUGCAGCCUGAAAACAGCGUUUUCUGCCAUACGCACAUGACAAAGAGCAGAAAAGUAGUUGCCAACCUAUUGUCUGUCAACUUAAAUCAUGUUUUACUUUUGAGUUGAUGAGGUGGAGGCAGAUUUGUAGAGUUGUUGUAGGUUAAUUAUAUCUACAACUUUUGGUGUUGCCUUAAUUAAUCCCUGUUAAUUAAGGUAACACAAAAUUGCAGUUCAGGCUAUUUCUCAGGUUGUUAGCAGGCAGUUGUUAGAUCUGAACAUCUCUCAACAUGUUAAGAGCUCUGCUCGGUGUCUGAAAUGUCCUAAAAUGGCCACCGUAUUGAAGUUUAUUUAAGUUACAGCAUGACCUUCUUUCUGCCAAGAUCCUAAGGACAAAAAACAGGGAAAGAGCAUUCCUGACAGCAAUUCUUUGACAAACAUGUUUCUGUCUGUUGAGUGCCCACAUCUUAAUGGAUCAGAGAAUGCAACUGUUUAAAUCCUUUGUCUUGUCAAAUGUUGAGAUCUGUUAACACAUUGAUUGGGAUUCAACCGUACUAACGCCACCUGCUCUCGCUAAGAUUUAAACAUGCAGUCCUGGUGGUUUACAUAAUAUUACAUUGUUUCUUUUCAGGAAUCAACCUCCAUCUGUGGUAAUCCAAUCCGCAUCUCAAAAAUGUUGCCACUGUCUCGUUAAAAUGUUUUGUUUGGAUCAGAGCAGUUUGCUUCAAUAUGUACCAUUUUUAUCACACAAAAUAUUUCCUGCAGAGUCGAUGGAGAUAUCAUUUUUCUUGUUUUUUUGUGUCUUUGACUAAAUGCUCUGAGUAUCGGCGCUGAAUACUGUAACAGCACUUUAGAGUUAAACUUGUAAGUUGUUGUAAGUAAACUCAAUGAAACACACUGAACACAGGUUGGUUCAUUGUGGAGAUAAUACAAGAGAUGCUUCAUGAGCAUUUUGUCUCAGAUUUUCACUCAGUGGGCCGAUGUUGCAUUUUACUUGCAUUUCCUGUGAAGCAAUGCAGUCUAUUUGUAAGACUGUCGCAAUGUUAGGUUGCACCAACUGUGCCGAAGUUUAGGAGGAUAAACGAUAUCAACUUUAAAUAACGGAUUGAAAGCCGUUUAUCCUCUGAAUGAAAAACGGUGUCCCACACGCACUUCCAGAAAUAUAAAAGAGUUACAAACGUGAUUUUUGUCACCUUUAAUGCAUUAAACUGUUGCUCUUUUCCAACUAUUAA
Messenger RNA from Eleginops maclovinus (Patagonian blennie), 4141 nucleotides. Its product is annotated as BRCA1-A complex subunit RAP80-like. Gene Ontology annotation, cellular component: BRCA1-A complex. Bases 1292 to 2098 code for a protein of 268 amino acids. Lineage: Eukaryota; Metazoa; Chordata; Actinopteri; Perciformes; Eleginopidae. The transcript is spliced from 7 exons. Gene Ontology annotation, biological process: double-strand break repair; positive regulation of DNA repair. The record is from RefSeq and is a predicted model, not a curated record. Gene Ontology annotation, molecular function: histone binding; K63-linked polyubiquitin modification-dependent protein binding; DNA binding.